UCUUCACGAAUAGAAUCACGAAAAGGUCAAGUUCCUUUGCCAAUUUUUUGAACGGCUGCCAAUACAAUCGCAUUCAUGGGAACCUCAUCAGACCGGGCCAGAAAAGCUUUUCCAUUUUGCAUCGUUGUAUACAAUGCUCCGUUUCGCUUUUGUCUACUGACCAUCUGCAGAAUUUUCCCGAUAGACUUUUCAACGAUUCUCGCCAGCAGACUCGAACGCAAAUCAAUUAACAGGAGCAGGAAAGUCUGGAUGGAGCAGGCCGCUAAAGAUUUGUGUAAACGAAAUGCAGAUGCCACUGGAUUUUCCCCUGGACUGCUGCUCCAAGCAGAAGUUAUUGCAAUGCGAAUGACAAACAUUGCCUGGCUCUGGAUAAACAAACAGAGCUGGAGCACUACUCGGCGUCGUCUAGACGGGAUCUUGGGUCGUUCUAAGACGUUGCCCCUUUCCCUAUUCCUCUCCAUCAAUGGUUUAUGCUUUUCUUCCGAGAAUUCGCAUAUUAACCAAGUUUAUGGCAUGGAGGAGAGGAAAACACCGGCAGAAAACUGGCCAUCAAAUCGCAGUGGUCACGAUUUGAUUUCCGUUCCGGUAUCAGAAGUGCUUAUCUCGGCUGGUUUGAUGGCCCCUUAUCGACUGUUCAAGGUGGAAAAUGUGGAUGGGGACUAGAUGAAAGACUCCCUUUGAACUGGGAGAUCCAAGACAAUGCAACAGCUACGCACUCUACAAAUAAACAGACAAUCUGCGAUUGCAGUCGGAAAUCCAAGAAGUCUUUAAUAGCUUUCUUCACUAUUAAAACGCUGGGCAUUGUUUAUGUUUCAAGGGUCUUUUAAUAUUUUUCUCCAUAACAAACGUAGGGGAAUAUCACACGGUUAUCAGCUGGGAAUGUAUAAAUAAAUAGUCGAUAUACAAUUGGCAGCGA
Drosophila gunungcola (fruit fly) is the source of this 916-nucleotide messenger RNA. RefSeq lists its product as uncharacterized. The record is from RefSeq and is a predicted model, not a curated record. The transcript has 2 exons. Bases 76 to 663 code for a protein of 195 amino acids. Lineage: Eukaryota; Metazoa; Arthropoda; Insecta; Diptera; Drosophilidae.